UCUGCCGCGCCUCCCGGAAGUUGCCGGUGUUGGAGCCACGAUCCGGAGCGUGAAGUCGGGGCGGGGGUUGGCGGAGCAGCUGCCGGGGAGCCGGCGGCGGAACGCGCGAGGACCAGGCAGGCUUGGGGCCCGAGAUCAUGGCAGCCUCUCAGCCCCUGUCGCGUCAGCUGGAGCGGCUGUUGGACCCGCGGCCGAGCGAGGUGGACCCCGAGGCGGAUCCCGAGGAGGCCACUGCUGCUCGAGUUAUUGACAGAUUUGAUGAGGGUGAAGAUGAAGACAGUGACCUCCCUCGUGUGGGAAACAUUAGGAAAAGGGCCUUUGCCUCUCUCUUAGAUACAGACAAACGAUAUUCAGGCAAGACUACUUCUCGAAAGGCUUUGAAAGAAGACCUGUGGGAACAACCUCUAUCAGAAAUGUCUGACAGAGAUGCAUCUGAUGAAGAGUCAGAGAACACAGGGCUAGUGGAGUCUGAUGAGGAACAAAGGAGUUCUGCUAAGGAGCUGGAAUCAAGUGAUGGUGGGGGAAGUGGUUUGGAAGACAAAGGCCAGAGAGAGAAGAGGGACACUCAUUCUUCAGGCUUAAGUUUCCAGAGCAUCAGUGACUUUCAGAAAUUCACUGAGGGAAUGGAUGAUGUUGGCAGUGGUGAGGAAGAAGAAGAAGAAAACAGCAUGGAAGAGGAAGCUGAUGAGGAAGGAGACGGAGAGGAAAUUGAGGAGGCUGUGCCUGAAGACAAAAAUGAUGAUGAGACAGUGAGGACCUUCUCAGGAGGCAAAGUGUCAGAGGAAGUGGAGAAAGGGAGAGCUGUGAAGAACCAAAUAGCGCUGUGGGACCAGCUCUUGGAAGGGAGGAUCAAGCUGCAGAAAGCUCUGCUGACAACUAACCAGCUUCCCCAGCCAGAUGUUUUUCCUAUUUUCAAGGACAAAGGCGGGUCAGAGUUUGCCAGUGCCCUGAAAAACAGCCACAAGGCACUUAAAGCAUUGCUUACGUCAUUGGUGGAUCUUCAGGAGGAACUGCUUUACCAGUAUCCAGACACAAGAUACCUCGUAGAUGGAACAAAACCUGAAGAAGAAAGUGAGGAAGAGAUCCCCAGUGAGGAGGAAGAGGCCAUGGUGAGGGAGUAUCAGCAGAGGAGAGGCCCUCCCAAGAGAAAGCUGGGGAUGGAUGACUAUCCGGGCUUUAUGGCAAAGCGCUUUGCUGAUUUCACAGCCUACAGGAACCGUACACUUCAGAAAUGGCAUGACAAAACUAGAUUGGCUUCUGGCAAGCUGGGGAAGGGUUUUGGUGCCUUUGAGCACUCAGUCUUGACUCAGAUUGACCAUAUUCUGAUGGACAAAGAGAGAUUGCUCCGAAGAACACAGACGAAGCGCUCCGUGUACCGUGUGCUUGGCAGAGCUGAGCCAGUAGCUGAGCUCGUUCCUGAGAAUUUGCCAGGGCAGCUGGAAAUAUUGCCUGAAGUCCCAGCCAAUGCUCACCUGAAAGACUUGGAUGAAGAGAUCUUCGAUGAUGAUGAUUUUUAUCACCAGCUCCUCCGAGAACUCAUAGAACGGAAGACCAGUUCCUUGGAUCCUAAUGAUCAGGUGGCUAUGGGCAGGCAGUGGUUGGCCAUCCAGAAGUUACGAAGUAAAAUUCACAAAAAAGUAGAUAGAAAAGCCAGCAAAGGAAGGAAACUCCGGUAUCAUGUCCUUAGCAAGCUGCUGAGCUUCAUGGCACCUAUUGACCACACUACAAUGAAUGAUGAUGCCAGGACAGAGCUUUAUCGAUCACUCUUUGGAAAAGUCAGCACACCUGCAGAAGGCCCUCUAAAUUAGGGUUACCCACCCCUUUCCAGGCGAGUGUGUCUUUUCUACUAGAAUUGAAGAGACAGCCCUAGAACAAGAAGCUGUCUCCAUAUGCAGUUGUGGCUGUUCAUCUAGUUAAGCGAUUGACACCUCUUUGACACCUGAGGCUGAAUUUAGUGGGAGAGCUAGAGCAGUCCCUCUGGAAGAAGUAUCUCUAAUAUGCACCCACUCAUAACACCUGUCGGAUACCUCCAGGACAUUAAGGAUCCUCUCCCUCUCCCUUUCUUAAAAGUGUCUUCAGGGCUUUGUGUGCCAAGAGAGCCAUCCCUCAUGUCUUCGAUGAUCACAGAGAAGUGCUGUUGGUUUUGCUGCUUGUAAACAUUUUGAAAGCAUCAUCAGUUAAAGGACCCGGUGUUCUAUUGGAAUGUUCAGUAAUUGGUUGAGAAUUAUUCUUUCAAGCAAGAAGCUAUUUGAGUAGACGUUGGGACUGCGUGCCGUAAGACUUCACUGAAAGAAGACAGCCUGAGAAAAAUGCUACUUGUCUUGAUCAGAAGUUUUUCAUGGCUCUGAGCCACAAGGCACUGUAGAAAAUCCUGAUGGUCACACCCACCCUUUUUUUGCAGCUUAGAAAUAUUUGUGAAUUUUCAGCUAAAUAUUGAUCUCUCGACUUUCUCUUCUUUGUUUUCCUCUAACUGAUAAGGAUUCUUUCAGAAUCCUUUCUCACCACUCAUGACACUUUAUUGAGGUUAACUCUGGUGUAAAUCUAGCAGGAGCAGAUGAUUCACUUGUUUUCCAUCCAAAGGUCAAAAGCUGGAAAUUAAAUCCCCAUAAGGGGGAUUUAUUGGCCUGCUGUGGUCAAUCACAAUGAAGAUGAUCGUGCAUAAGUAAUGCAUGCAUAUGGAUGGAGCAGCACGUGGAGCCAAGUGCUCAGCUGUACCCUUUGCUCUGCCCAAGUCUUUAUUUGAUGCCUUAGAGUCUAAGAAGAGACCCUUAGACUGGCUCACAAAGUGUAAUUGUCAUAAAUACAGAGUUGUGGUUUGGGAAAUAAUAUUUUGGUGAUGAAAACAUCAAAACAGAAUUACAGAUUCUUAUUUUACAUGCAUAUAUGUCUUCUAAGAACAAGAUGGGAGCAAAUAGAAGGGAAGAAGGUUGUCCCACUCUAAUUAAUUGGUCCUUUUUUCAUGGUGACUUGUUUUUCCUGCCUUGAUAUUCACCUCUUGGGUUUGCCUGUCAAGGAAACAUAAAAUUUUCAGUGCUGCUCCAUUUCCAGAAAAUAUCAAUCACCAGAAAUAUGAGGCAUCACUCAAAAAGGGAUCUCUUUUUUGAAUAUAAUGUAUGAUUCUUUCCAUCUGGCCUGAGGACUUUCAGAUAAUGCAUAUUAUAACAGCACGUAAAUAACUCUUUAAUAUUUCUAUGAACGUUAACACCCAGCUUGCUUUCUUAAGGGGAUCAGGCCUUUUGUCACUGUCAUAUUUUAUCAGGUGAAGAAUGAGAUCUAAAUAGGUGUUCCAGAAUCUUUGGAGCAAAUAUGCUUAAUUAAAGUGAAUGAGAAGUUGGGAGCAAUGUGAAAUACCGAACAGGCAAGGGGUUUUCAUCGAAGGGAGGCCCAUGUUUUAAAAUUCAGAAUACCACCCUCUUUUCAGCCAAGAAUAAAUUGGAAACUAUUUUAAUUGACACGGAUACUGCAAUUCAACUGUUACUAGAAAGACAGAUUAGUUGAUUGAUUUGCAUUUUAAUAAAACUAAUACUUUACAUUUUGGUGGCUAAUGCUGAUUUUUAAAUGAGUUCAGAGCUGUUAUCUAGAGUUUCAAUCUAGAGACCUUUUUCAGUGUUGACUGAUUCUUUCCUUUGUAUGGAGUUUUGCGUAUUUUAUUUUUGACCAGCUGACUACUUAUGGCAGCUACUAACCAGGGACCAUGAAGAGCCCAGCAGUACACUGUCGUAGGCAGAAGGAAGGGAGAUUUUGAAGAGCUGAGUAAUGUCCAAAAUGUGAUAGCAAUCCUUUCCUAUCUUCCUUCUGUGCCACAGAUAUAAGUAGCCAGGAAAGGCUCAUUGAGCUCUCCUUCUCUUCACUAUAUAUGAGAGCUUUGUCAAUGCUGGCUUUAAUGUUGCAUUGGGCCUCAUCCACCAUUCUUUGUCACAUACAGCAUGAAGGAGGAGGUGGCCUGCUGGGCCGAGGACUGGUCCUGAAGUUCAUUCCUUGCUCCCUAGGGGAUGUUUCAGCUCAUUGUCUUCCUCUGGAAGGAUGAAGAAGCUAUGGCCCUUAAAGUGCUUUGAGAUGCUUGAUUGAGAGAUGGCAGAUAAAGUGGCACCAUCAGUCUCCAUAGUUUCUCCCUUCCUUGGCCUUCCCCCCACCCCCCUGUGGAUCAUGGUGUCCCUCACAUCUUAUUUGCUCUCUACUCUUGCCUCCAGUUCUCUUGCUUGUUGCUGCUUGAACCUUUUGUCCCAAUGUCGUCCUAGAUUUGUAGAGGGGCAGGGGACGGUGGCUUGUGUUGGCUUAAGUUUAUGAAGGUUGAACUGUACUGUCUUUUCCUAUGUAAGCAUAUUCUCACUGGAACCUUUUCUAUUGUUUUUUCCCUCCUUUGUAAAACCCCUUGGUGAGUGUUCUUCACAGAUUUGUUCUGACCUCAUUUAGCUUUUGGACUGAGAUAGCAAAUACAGGAUUCUAUUGGUCUUGACCCCUAUCCUCCCUUUUCCCCUAUCCCUAGCUUGCCCUGAAUUUUGUAAGGACUGCUAAAUAUUCCCUAGGAUUCUUUAUUCUGUAUGGCCACUUUAUACCAGUUGAUCUAAAAGGAGGACUGAGUCUGUGCCCCUGAAUUGAUCCAGAAUGUGCCUUUUGAAGUACAUUGGGGCUUUAGCAUUUCCUGCGGCUUCCUUCCACAGACAUUUAAUGCAUUAGUGCCAAUAUCCUUUUCUCCCGUGGGCCACAUUCAAGAAAUGGGAAGUGUCAUAGCUUAGCACAAACUUUCCAAAUGACUAGAGUUGACCGAUUUUUAUAGGGACACUCCUUGAGGCCACCAGGUACAGAAAAUCAGAAGUGUUUGGUUCCAGCAUAUCAUUCUCUUCCUCUGGCUGUACCUCCUGCAUUUUUUAUGUGUACAGAUAAUCUGAUGACGUUUGUAUUCAUAUGAGAUUUUCCCCAUUUAAUAAAAACCUACCUCUUUGCUUUUUCCUUCA
Phascolarctos cinereus (koala) is the source of this 4955-nucleotide messenger RNA. It is a transcript of the gene AATF, whose product is annotated as apoptosis antagonizing transcription factor. Lineage: Eukaryota; Metazoa; Chordata; Mammalia; Diprotodontia; Phascolarctidae. Gene Ontology annotation, biological process: regulation of transcription by RNA polymerase II. The record is from RefSeq and is a predicted model, not a curated record. Gene Ontology annotation, cellular component: nucleolus; nucleus.